GAUGUGACCUGGGUGAGGUCAACCAUACUUCUGCAGAGGGUACUGUGCUUCUGCCCCCCAAAGGAUCUGUCCAUAACUCAGGAGGGUCUGUGGAACUCACACGGCUCUUGGCCUGAGCCCCCAUUACUGAGAGAAAAGAGGCUUUUGCCAAGGACUCCAAGGGGAGUGGAUACGACUCUGGUCAGGACCCAAGGCACCCAGCCCUUGCUGAGACAUUGUGUGAGCCAGGCUGGGCUUCCAGACACAGCUCCUACAGCCCCACCCCAGCCAGGGUGGUGCUUGUGUGGGAAGGACUUUAAAUCCAGCUGCCAGACCCCUGGACGGGAGAGACAGAGAGGGCUGGCCACCAUGCACGGCUCCUGCAGUCUCCCGAUGCUUCUGCUGCUGCCACUGCUACUGCUGGUGGCCACCACAGGCCCGGCUGGAGCUCUCAAGGAUGAGGAGAAACGUGUGAUGGUAGAGCUGCACAACCUCUACCGUGCCCAGGUAUCCCCGCCAGCCUCGGACAUGCUGCAAAUGAGAUGGGACGAGGAGCUGGCCGCCUUCGCCAAGGCCUACGCGCAGCAGUGUGUGUGGGGCCACAACAAGGAGCGCGGGCGGCGCGGCGAGAACCUGUUCGCCAUCACCGACGAGGGUUUGGACGUGCCGCUGGCCAUGGAGGAGUGGCACCACGAGCGCGAGCACUACAACCUCAGCGCUGCCGCCUGCAGCCCGGGCCAGAUGUGCGGCCACUACACGCAGGUGGUCUGGGCCAAGACAGAGAGGAUUGGCUGUGGCUCUCACUUCUGUGAGAAGCUUCAGGGCGUGGAGGAGACCAACAUCCAUUUGCUGGUGUGCAACUACGAACCUCCGGGGAACGUGAAGGGAAGAAGGCCCUACCAGGAGGGGACUCCGUGCUCCCAGUGUCCGUCUGGCCACCGCUGCGAGAACUCCCUCUGUGAACCUGUCAGAAGUCCGGAAGUUGCUCAGGAUUUGCCUGGCCUGGUGACUGAGGCCCCAUCCUCUCCGGCAACUGGAGCCUCCGGCUCUAGGAAAAUGGGUACUCCUUCCCUAGCAACGGAGACUCCAUCCUUCUUGGUAACAGAGGCCUCAGACUCCCCGGCAACCAAGGCUCUGCCUGCUGUGGAAACCGAGGCUCCAACUUCCUUAGCAACGAAAGACUCCCCCUCCGUGGCAACAGAGGCGCCAGCUUCUGUAACAACUCAGGUCCCUUCCAUUUUAGCAACUCACAGUCUGCUCCCCUUGGAUGAGGAGCCGGUUACCUUUCCCACAUCGACCCAUGCUCCUACCCCCAAAGCGGCAGACAAAGUAGCCAACAAAAUAAGAGCAACCUCUGUGAGUCCAGAUAAAGCUCUGCACCCCAAGAUGUUCCCAACGGGGACAGGGGAGCCACUACCCCAUACCCAGGAGGAGGCUGAGUCUGAGGCCGAGUUGCCUCCUUCCAGUGAGGUCUUGGCCUUAGUUUUUCCAGCCCAGGACAAGCCAGGUGAGCUGCAGGCCACACUGGACCACCUGGGGCACACCUCCUCCAAGUCCCUGCCCAAUUUCCCCAAUACCUCUGCCACCGAUAAUGCCAAGGGUGGGCGUACCCUGGCCCUGCAGUCGUCCUUGCCAGGUGCAGAGGGUGCUGAAGAGCCUGGUAUCAGGUCUGGACUGAACUCGGGCCCUGGUCACAUGUGGGGUCCUCUCCUGGGACUACUGCUACUGCCUCCUCUGGUGUUGGCUGGAAUCUUCUGAAGGGGAUACCCCUCAAAGGGUGAAGCGGUCAGCUGUUCUGCCAUCUCCCCACCCUGUCCCCAGCUCCUCAAACACGACGCUUCUUGGCUUAAGGCCCGCUGGAAGGGAAAGGCUACGGCGUUUGUGCACCGUCCACGGCACCCUGGAGGCACAAGGCCUAUCUGAUGACUGCACUCCAGGCCCAGACCUCUCCUGCCCCUCCCACCUGAGACCUGGGGGACAGGGGAGAGUCAGGGGAACUGACUGCCGGCUUGGCCUGGGGCUAUCUGUCUACACAGCAUGGGGGCUCUCCCUGAGUGCCUGUGUAGCUGGGGAGGGAGAUUGCAGAGGGCAGAGGAAGGACAAGCCCCACCUGAGUGGGGUUCCAGGGGUGGGGGAGGCAGGGACGAGGGAAGGGAAGUGAUCCCUGACUCUUGAAUAAAAGCCUGUC
Carlito syrichta (Philippine tarsier) is the source of this 2167-nucleotide messenger RNA. RefSeq names its product peptidase inhibitor 16 (gene PI16). The record is from RefSeq and is a predicted model, not a curated record. Gene Ontology annotation, cellular component: extracellular region. NCBI's taxonomy places the organism in Eukaryota, Metazoa, Chordata, Mammalia, Primates, Tarsiidae. Bases 349 to 1737 code for a protein of 462 amino acids. The transcript has 8 exons.